Schizophyllum commune H4-8 is the source of this 1905-nucleotide messenger RNA. RefSeq lists its product as uncharacterized. Bases 1 to 1905 code for a protein of 634 amino acids. The record is from RefSeq and is a predicted model, not a curated record. The transcript has 3 exons. NCBI's taxonomy places the organism in Eukaryota, Fungi, Basidiomycota, Agaricomycetes, Agaricales, Schizophyllaceae.
AUGGCCGAUCGCAGAGACAAGGAAGCGCUCGCACGUCUGUGCAAAGGCUAUCUGAACGACCUCAAAACCUUCAAGACAGAGGUAUUGAGGCUGCUCGAUAAGACUUCCGUAGCAGAGCGCAGGCCCUCAACUGUCAAAGUCAAAGCUAUCUUAGGAAGAGGGACCGCAUUUCGACUGCUGGACGACGACUUGCUGCGUCCAGAGCUCCCGUGGGAGAUGGACGGCUUUCAAGUAGACGUUGUGACGGAGGCCAUGGCGGCCUACUCGCUAUAUACCGAGGCCUCCAACCGUCCAGAAUACGCGUCGUUACGCGCGAUGAAACCGAUGGAGCUGGCCGAGAUGUUCCGCUGGGUCGAUUGCGUACAUCCCAUGAAUGGCAGGCUCAUUCCUACACCGAGUCGACAUACAUACGGCCCCAUCGCCUCAUCCAUCUCUACCCUGUUCUCCAGCCUCACUCGGAGGCAGGACGACGAGUUCGUGCAGCUCGCGUGGAAGGACCCGCACAUCAUCGCGCUUGUGAUGGACCUGUGGCUGCACUAUCCUCGCUACCUACUGCACUACGGUGAAGAUCUCUCGGAGACCAUUUGCACCAUCACCGUGUCCGCGCUCUCUACGUUCAAUGGUCUCGCCGCAACUGAGGGGGGCGAAAAUUACAUCGUCAUGCGCCUGCUUGCCAUGGUCGGUGGACGCCACCGCCACCGCCACAUCCUCCGCCUCGUCUCGGAGCAGGUAGCGUUCCUCGAUCGUAUCAACAUCAAGAGCAAGUAUGAAUUCGCCUGGAAGCUGCAAUUCGCGCUCGUGGCUGCCGUGGUGCAGAGCUCGGAGUUCGUUGGCAUCACUGCUCCCCUCUGCUUCUUUCAGUCUCUCAUUACAGGAUAUCAACGCGCCCUGGGCCAGCCCACCGAUGAGAGUAUGAUCGCUCUCUCGGCGGAUGCGACCGAAAUCCUCGACAAUCUUGUCUGCAUGGCGACGCACACGACGGAUUUACGCCGCGCAAUUCGAGCCGGUGUGUACGGAGUGCUCUUCGACGUCGAGCGCACGUGGGGAAAAGGAGAUAAUCUCUUCAGCGCCUCGGUGAAGCACCUUGAGAGCAGCCUUACGAUCGCGAGCAUACUCCGCGCCUCUCAUCGUCGACACGGUGAAGUGCUGCAUCCUCCAGAACAACCCGAUGCACGCAGAUCAUUCAUCGAGGACCGCUUCAAGAGCUUGCUCUCGACGUACAGAAUGGUGUGGCAGCAGUAUACAAAGGCGAAGAGCGUGUCCACUUGGAAGCUCUUGUUUCCCUGCAACAACACGAACGCGGUAGUUCACGAGGCGGAGGUGCGCGCAUGCCCAUGUGGGGAGGCGUUCUACUGCUCGAAGAAGUGCCAACGCGAGCACUGGAAGACCAGCCACCGCGAUCAAUGCCGUCGAGCGGACGAUGUAUGGGGUACCCAAGGUGAUAUCACCCUCGGCGAUGCGGUCUUUCUCUUUGAGAGUGCGCUUCGCGUAGUAGUGUGCAACGAAGAGAAGAUGGCAAAGGAACUCGCGUGCACGCGAUGGGUGAACAACCCGAACCCGAAGUCGGGGCUCUUCAUGAUCGAACUUACCAACCCUACGACGCCACUGGCAGAUGGUGACUUCGAUUGGACCUUAGACGAGGAUUCGGACGACGGUUCCAGUGAUGAGGAUGACGAGGGCGGUGAAGAAGAAGAUGGAGGGGGAGAAACCGGUGCGGCCAAUGAUGAGCUAAGCUCGCCGCGGAAAGACAGAGGAGUCGAAUCGGAGAUCGGGCGAACGGACGACUACGAGGGUCCACACAUCGCAGCGAUCUCGGCCUGGUACUGCAUCGGGGAACUAUAUCCAGAGCAGAAACUGCCCUUCAAGUACGACUUCGCCCUCCGACGUCCCGUCGUGAAGGAUUGA